Messenger RNA from Aureobasidium melanogenum CBS 110374, 1335 nucleotides. RefSeq lists its product as uncharacterized. NCBI's taxonomy places the organism in Eukaryota, Fungi, Ascomycota, Dothideomycetes, Dothideales, Saccotheciaceae. The record is from RefSeq and is a predicted model, not a curated record. Bases 1 to 1335 code for a protein of 444 amino acids. The transcript has a single exon.
AUGAUGAGAGACGCAACAACUCCUCCACCUCCCUCGUCGCGACUGCGCACUCCUCCGGCUCCCAAACACGGCGCUGGCUACCACUCAUACCACCCCUACGAGCCUAGAAGGUCCCAGAGAGUUCACCGCCUGCACAACACCCACGACAAGCUCUCUCAAUCCUCAUCGUCGUCGUCGUCGUCGUCGCGCAAGUCGACUCUCCAGCGCACCACAUCAUCGCAAACCCUCUCGCCUCCCUCGUCUCCUGUCGCCGAGCCAUCAAGACCACAACAAACACCUGCCAGACCUACGCCUGUCCGCCAGUCGCUCUUCACACGCAACAGACCCUCCAACACCCCCAACGUCAACCCCUUGUUUGACAUCUUCGCUCCUCAACCACAACUUCCCACUCCGUCGUCCAUGCUGCCCACCCCCAAGAUGACCCCUCGCAAGUGCGACGCAAACGCCAUGCAGUCCACCGCUCGCAUUCUCAACUUCAAGCCUGUCACCGACCAGCCCGCCAAAUCCACUCCUCGCAAGAAGACCAAGUCGCGUCUCACCCUUGACGACGAUGACGAUGUUCACGACGAAGUCAAGGUCUUUACCGACGUUCAGGACCGUGUGCCUACCGUGGACCGCACCGAAGACAACCCCUUCAUUGGCCCCAGAAAGACCAGAGCUCGCACCCGCGCCCAGACUGCUCCCUCAACCUCAAUCGACGUCGACAUGGAGGACGCCCACGCUGACGAUGAUGAGGGCAUUCUCUACGUCUUCCGCGGCAAGAAGAUCUUCCGUCGCUUCGAGAAGUCUACCGAUGAGCCCGCCAACUCGGAUGCCUCUACCAGCUCAACCAAAAGCUUGAAGCGCCAGGCUGGUGUUGUUGCUUCCCGCCCCUUGACACGCUCAUCCUACAAGCCUCGUCUUCUCUGGCCAACCGCUAACAGCGAUGGCGACGCUGACGAGGAGGCUCUGACCGACAUUGAUGAGGAUAACGUCCCUUCUGCUGAGUCGGCUUCCUUCGAAUCUGCUCUUCAGCCGACAAAGACUCCUUCCAAGAAGGCCGUCGGCCACCCCGCCACUCCCCCUUCGUCUCACCGCCAGUCUCGCUCUGCCGCUCAGCAGAUUGCCAUCUUCGCCGACCCUCACAACGAGCUCAAUCGUGCUCUCGCUUCACCAUCCGUCACUCCCCAACCCCAGAAGGUCAGCGCUGGCCCUCUCUUCUCCAACUGGCCUCGCAGCAAGAACGCCGAUGAGAAGGCUGUUCGUGGUGAGAAGCGUCACCGUUCUACAAUGUCAGAGCCUGAUAUGCCCACCAAGCGCACUCGCUCCAGCCUUUUCACUUCCGACCGCCCUUGA